AUGAACAAGUUUGCAAUCUUGUCUGUUGUCACUGUUUUGGCAGCCACCUACUUCAUGGUAUCUUCUCCAUCUGUUGAUGCUACCCUCGAAUCCCAAUUCAACACUUUCAUCGGAAUGUAUGGAAGGAACUAUGCUAGUGAGGAUGAGCGCGCCUUCAGAUUGUCUAUCUUCCAGGAGAAUAUGAAGGAAGCUGAGAAGCUUAACAAGCAAAGUAAGACCGCUACUUUCGGAAUUACUAAAUUCUCUGACUGGACUGACGAAGAAUUCCAAGUACUCUUGGGAGAUAGAGUCACCUAUCCAAGCGACUACGUUGAGAAAUACACUGAUGUAGUUGAGAGCGAAGUAGGAUUCAGCGCAGAUCACAGACAACACUUCAAGCCAAUCCAGAACCAAGGAUCUUGAGGAUCUUGCUGGACUUUUGCAGCUACUGCUACUUUCGAAGCUUAUAGUUCAAUCAAUAACAACGGAGUCCCAAAGCUUUCCGAACAAGAACUUGUUGACUGUGUUACUAAGUGCAGUGGAUGCGGCGGAGGUCUUGCUAAUCUCGCCUAUGACUGGCUUGUAGAUACUAAAUUCAUUCCUUUGGACAAGUACCCAUACCACGCUGCUAACGAAGUCUGUAAAGCUCAACAACUGGAAGAGGAGGGUGUCGCCAACGAUAGCGGAAGUGGUCUCAUUGUUAGUGGAGAAGAUGGAAUCUUGCACAGACUUGGACAUGAAGGACCUGUAUCCAUCUCUAUUGAUGCUUCCGUCUGGAAGACCUACACUGGAGGAGUCCUCGACUCUGGGUGUGGAAUGUCUACCAACCAUGCUGUCGUAGUUGCUGCUUUCGAAGAUGACGCCUACAUUAUCAGAAACUCCUGGGGAGAAAACUGGGGAGAGAAUGGAUUCAUUAGAUUGGCUUAUGGAAAGAACAUGUGUAACAUUGAAAAGAGACCAUCCUACCCUGUCUUCUAA
Molecule: messenger RNA, 957 nt
Organism: Moneuplotes crassus
Lineage: Eukaryota; Ciliophora; Spirotrichea; Euplotida; Euplotidae
Source: the annotation of a GenBank genome assembly